AUGAGAUCAAAUCCAAAUAGGCGCAACCCUGGCCACUGGUGCAAGUUUCACGACGACCAUGGUCAUAAAACAGCAGAUUGUAGAUUGUUACAAGGUGAGGUGGACCAUUUGUUAAAGCAAGGGUAUCUUACCGAACUAUUAAGCGAAAAGGGUAAGCAAGCAUACAUGAAGAACAGGCAAGAGCCUCCCAAACCUCCUUCUCCGAAAAGGACCGUUAAUGUCAUAAGCGGAGGCGAAGAAAUUAACGGCGUGACAUAUACAGCAGCCAAGAAAAUUUCUAAAGUUACAGUUACACACGGGAAGCGGGUUCGACAUGUUCUAGAGGAAGAAAGUAUUACAUUUGAUGAUGCAGACGCGGACGGCGUGAUAACCCUCCACAACGAUGCACUGGUAAUAUCUUUACUGGUAUAUGAUACUAACAUAAAACGAGUUUUGAUUGACCCAGGUAGCUCCGUGAACAUCAUUUUGCUAAGAGUACUAAGCGAGAUGCAAGCGGAAGAUAAACUGGUACCCAAGGCGCAUACUUUAUCUGGUUUUGAUAAUUCGAGCGUCGUGACGAAGGGCGAGCCCAUGCUGGGCCGCCUUCGUGAUCAGGGGCUCGCUUCUGCGAGCUCGCACCUGCGGCUGUCCAAGCGUAAGUGCGAUUACACCAGAAGCCCAGCUGCUUCAGCUCUUUCUCCAAGUUCAAAUUCGAUCCGUUAA
This is a messenger RNA of Nicotiana attenuata, 702 nucleotides long. RefSeq lists its product as uncharacterized. Lineage: Eukaryota; Viridiplantae; Streptophyta; Magnoliopsida; Solanales; Solanaceae. The record is from RefSeq and is a predicted model, not a curated record. Bases 1 to 702 code for a protein of 233 amino acids. The transcript is spliced from 2 exons.